UUUAGUCUAAUAUCUUCUUAAUAUUCUUUUCGUUCAAUAAAGUCUUUAUCUCUACAUUCUAUAUAUUGGUUGGAAAGGCUGAUGGUUUCGAAUGAAUGAGGUUAUUUGUUUAUUGGUUGAGUAGACCCAUAGGUAAUACAUAAUCAGACUGUAAACAGAUAAUCUGAGAAUAAGAAAUAUGUAGGCAGUCUGUGUUGGUUUCGCCCCGUGAGCGAACGAAGUGUGUGUAUCGAGAUUGAUACAGAAAUAUAAUUAAAAAUAGCAUGCUUUCACCCCUGGUGCACUGUUGCCCGGCCAAAAUAGCCGUGGUUCCUUCGAGUGGGGUUACUCGCAAUUAGGGGUGUUGCGGGCUACUCGAAUGACAUGAUUCUGGUGGCGAGGGUAGCUUCAUGUAAGUACCCCACACCCGUUCAUUGAGAUGCUAGUCCCUAAAGGGGGCUGGGCGUCUAGGGAAGCCUUACUUAUUUUAGGGUGACUCUAGCUAGUUGUCGAAGAAUAGGAAUACGUAUAAACAAAACUGGUAAUAUAUUGGAUACGUGUACAAUCUUAUGGUCCAACUGAACUAGGGGGAAGGCAACCCCCGGUGAGUACAUUAAUGUUUAUUUAUUGGUUGUCAGUAACUGUUAGUUUAUUUUGGGUCUACCGGAGUAUCUGUUUGACCAUCCUAAGUGCAGUCAGGAUCUGUUUGGGGAAAAGAAUCCAUGUUAUUAGGUUUUAUCGGUUUUUACAAAAGCUGGACGUAGAAGAUUUGUUUUGUGGUACAUCGCAAAUAAAUUCUACCGAUCCGCAAAUAAUAUGUAAUUGAUUAAGUGUGUAAACAAAAUCCCCACAUUUAAAUAAAAUUGACGUCUUCUUGAGUGGAAGUGGGGCAGAAAUAAAACAAAAACAGUGCAAAAUUUGAUACAUAUCACGUAAUAAGUGUGUCUAAUCUCUAAUAUAAUAAAUAGCGAAAGUCGAAAUAAAGUGAUAAAGAAACAGUUUGUCGUUGGAAGAACUAGAACGUUAUAUUAUUAAUAAUCUAGUGACAAUGCACGGAAUGACUUAUAUUGGAAAAGUUAUUUCAAAUUUCAAAGAUUUUUACAAUGAUAUAAACGGCGCUACCCUUACCGGAGCCAUCGACGUGGUGGUUGUCGAACAACCCGAUGGGACCUACACUUGUUCUCCGUUUCAUGUCAGAUUUGGAAAAAUUGGGGUCUUGAGGAGCAAAGAAAAAAUUGUUGAUAUUGAAAUCAAUGGAGAACCUGUAGACAUUCACAUGAAAUUGGGGGAGAGUGGGGAGGCGUUUUUCGUUGAAGAAGUUCUGGAUUCAGACACCGAUGAAAUUCCAGACCAUUUGGCGACCUCCCCGAUCCCAGAGUCGGAAUUAGAAAAAGUAUACAAGGCGAAGAGUUUGAGAAGGAAUAGUUCGGACCUGGGUUACCAAGCUCCAAAAAUCUAUGAAAAUGAAGUAAACGACUACACCAGACGACGUUUCACCGCAGAUAACGGUGCCAUCCAGACAACGCGUGAAUUAGAAUUCAUAAAACGCCAAAUAAAUCUGGGCAACAUUGAAUUAAAAAAUUCUGCAGAAGAUGUCACCAUUUCCUUACAGGCGUCGAAACUGAGUUGUGAGAACUUAAAUAAAAAUACAAACACGUCCGAAACAAUAUUUAGGAUGGACAGUUUGGACAUGGAGGAGAUACAUAGCGUAACUGCUCCAAAAAUCACAAACGUCCCGCCCGUACCUGUUGUUUCGAAAACUCCCGAAAAACCGGAAAUUACUACAACAGAUAAUAAAAGUUCGAGGAAAAAACGACGGAAGAAGGCCUCUAUAAAGAAGAAGCACUCUAAUAUUAAACCGAGUAACACAAGUUGUGAUACAUCGAGAGAGGGCGACACUAUUCAAGAUGGGACUGGGACCGGGACCGGGACCGGGACCGAUGGCAAAACUUAUGAUUCGACAACUGACAGAAGCUCUCUUGAUAGUAAUAUUUCUGAACCUGAGCUUAAAGAUGUUGAUGAAGGGUCUUUCACGAAAUCGUUAAAAGCUGAAUCGGAACCAGAAAGCGUUAAUCAUUCCAGUAGGAAGCUUUUAGAUCCCGAUUUCCAUUUCUUUAGUGACACCGAAUUGACGACAGGCAUUAACGACUCGAGGCCCCUGUCACCUGUUAAUGUCGAGUCUGUUCUGUCUGACACUGAAUUCGAAGUUAAAAAUCGCAAAGACGAUGACAAAGAUAACGAAGGUCAGAGUUGGGGUUGGGGUGAAUUUCCUAGUUCAAAGAUUCCGACGUCAUCCCCUUUGACUGAUGAACAUACCAAAUCUCAACAUCAGUCCAUGUUAAGUAGUGUUUUCUCAUUCAUGAAACAUCAAAGAAAAAGCAGUAAUAAUGACGGAAUAUACCUUGCGGACUUGAGUUCAGGUUCUAUCAAACCGGAAGUGGCAGCCUUAUACUUGUCAGACGUUGGGACAUCUAAAAAACCAACAGAUGCAGACAUGGAUUGUGAAUCAGGGAAUGGGCCCUCUCUCCCGCAAAGUCCGAAUAGUGGCGAACAGUGCAAAUCUAUCGAUUCAGACUAUGAAGACCAAAGUAAAGGUGAGAAAAAUUUUUUGGACGAUGUCUCAAUAUCGCUGUGUGGAUGGGAUCCUGAGCCAACCGAAGACCAGUUUAUAAAAUAUUUAGUACCAUUUAGUGAUUUGUGCAAUAAUCCUCAAUUGCUUGAAUCUCCUAAGAUUGUUAUUCGAAUCCAGAAUAAGUACCUCAACUGGAAAGUAGCAGCUCCAAUUCUUGUAACUUAUUUUAUUUAUCGGAGACCUCUGCCACAAUCAACAAUUGAUCAAUUGUGUGGACUUCACAUGCCCUCCUCACACCAACACGAGGAACAAAGUCAACAAUCUUUAGAAAAAGAAAAACAAUCUAAACAAGAACAACAGCAAUCGGGUUAUUCAUGGUGGAGUUGGAGACGAAGCAGGAAAUCAAGAGAAACUACCCCAUCUCUGGAAAACACCAUAAAUACCGUAAUCGAAGGCGAAGCCUCGAAAAUAAUGGGUUCAAAAGACGAAUGCGUAGAAACAGUUAAAGAAACUUACAUGGAAGAUCUAAAAGACUCUGAAAAAGAUGAUGUGAAAAGUGAAGAUAAUAAGACAUUAGACUCUCACAGUUCCAAGUCAGAAAAGUUUGACAAAUGUCGAAAAACAUUACGCUUAAGUUCAGAACAGAUAAAAAAACUUAAUUUGAGAGACGAUUUGAAUGAAAUUGUCUUUAGUGUAACGACUGCCUAUCAAGGUACGACACGGUGCAUGUGUCAUCUUUAUAAAUGGAAAUGGGACGAUAAAAUUGUCGUGUCAGAUAUAGACGGUACCAUUACAAAGUCUGAUGUGCUAGGACAUAUUUUACCAAUCGUAGGUAAAGACUGGGCCCAAUCUGGUGUGGCUCAAUUAUUUAAUAAAAUUAAAAAUAACGGUUACAAAUUAAUGUACCUUAGUGCUAGGGCGAUUGGACAAGCUAGAAUAACAAGGGAUUAUCUAAGAUCCAUUUGCCAGGACGAUAAUUUCAUGCCAGAUGGACCAGUGUUGCUCAAUCCUACAUCCCUUUUAACAGCUUUUCACAGAGAAGUGAUAGAGAAAAAACCAGAACAAUUUAAAAUAGCUUGCAUGAGUGAUAUAAGACAACUGUUCCCGAGCGAUGCCGAUCCUUUCUAUGCUGGUUAUGGAAAUAAGAUCAAUGAUGUAUGGGCAUACAGGGCUGUUGGCAUUCCUAUUGUUCGAAUAUUUACAAUUAAUCCGAAAGGAGAAUUAAGACACGAAUUAACUCAGACGUUUCAGUCAAGGUAUGUUACGUUUAUUUUGUCUGUUUCUAAUGUGCAUCUAGUCUUAGUUUUAAUAUUUAUAAGCUGCUUGGUAUUAAAAGUAAGUAAUAACAAGGGGUUUGAAGUGUUUUAUGGCUGCUAUGUUAAUGAAUGGGUUGUUGAUUUUUUGAAAAAUUGGGCGUUAUUAGAAAAUAGAGAAGUGGAUUGUUGAAAAAUUUGUUAUGCUUGUUUGAUGUGUAAUAUCUUAUCGCUCGAUAUGUGCGUUUCUGUGACAAUGGGAGUAAUUUUGUUAAUGCAACGGAAACGAGUAAGCGGAACUUAGGGAAGGGUAAGCGCCCGUGUUAUUUAAUCAAUGCUAGACAUAGAAAAAAGGAAAAAAGGAAAGAAGACACAACUGUCAAUCGUUCGAUCUGGUAACCAUUGUCUUGUACAUCACAACCCAUAUCACACAACAUAAGUUUUGAAAUCAUUAUUUACAAUAUAAAUUAAACAAUUUUGUAGUUGUGUUGAUAUAUACUUCGUUACACAAACUCAUUUUCGGAAGUUACUUGGAUAAAGUAAGUAUUAAUAGAUAAUUUCUGUAAUUAAUAUUAUAAAUAAUAUCGUAUACUUUCAAAAUUUACGCUUAAUUCUUUUUGAAGGUUCCCCAAAUUUUUUAUGUUAAUAUAAAUUUGUUUUUUGUAAUAUUCGAACUGGAUACUUGGAUUAUAAAAACACACGUUUUAGUGAUUGCUGAAUGUAUUUGUAUUGAUUGCUUUUAUAUAUAAAUUAUAUAGAAGGUAAAGAAGUUUAUUCAUAUAAGUGUCCCAUUCUGGUGUAGUUCUUUCAUAAUUUCUUUGGAUAGUCGUUUAUUUCAUACAGUAUUGUUGUUAAAAUUGUUUUUGUUUUUUUAACGAUUAUAAGAAAUUAUGCUGAAGUGAGAUAUUUUGUAUAGUAUGAAUGUUUAGAGAAAAAAUAUUACAAAAAAAAACAUCGUUUUUAAAGUGAAAAGGUCCAGUAAGAAUAAAUUGCUU
This is a messenger RNA of Agrilus planipennis (emerald ash borer), 4799 nucleotides long. It is a transcript of the gene Lpin, whose product is annotated as phosphatidate phosphatase LPIN3. The transcript is spliced from 14 exons. Gene Ontology annotation, biological process: triglyceride biosynthetic process; fatty acid catabolic process; cellular response to insulin stimulus. Gene Ontology annotation, molecular function: transcription coactivator activity; phosphatidate phosphatase activity. Bases 1028 to 3997 code for a protein of 989 amino acids. Lineage: Eukaryota; Metazoa; Arthropoda; Insecta; Coleoptera; Buprestidae. The record is from RefSeq and is a predicted model, not a curated record. Gene Ontology annotation, cellular component: nucleus.